Echinostoma caproni is the source of this 321-nucleotide messenger RNA. The record is from the annotation of a GenBank genome assembly. Lineage: Eukaryota; Metazoa; Platyhelminthes; Trematoda; Plagiorchiida; Echinostomatidae.
AUGCUCGUCCUCGCUAGUAACCAGCCGGAGCAAUUUGACUGGGCUAUCAACGACCGAAUGGAUGAAAUUGUCGAAUUUGACCUACCCGGGUUGAGUGAGCGAGAACGACUCGUUCGUCACUACUUUGAUAUAUACCUGUUACAACCGUCACUUGACAGUCGUCAGCGCAUACGCCUUGCGAAUAACAUUGACUACGCAGGCGAAUGUACUGAGGUGGCUCGUCGUACCGAAGGAUUCUCCGGUCGAGAGAUUUCAAAAAUUGCGGUAGCUUGGCAGGAACGUGUUUCUGCACCCACACAUUUGACCACAAUAGUGAAUUGA